Messenger RNA from Tarenaya hassleriana, 1521 nucleotides. Its product is annotated as serine/threonine-protein phosphatase PP1 isozyme 2. Gene Ontology annotation, cellular component: cytoplasm; nucleus. Bases 238 to 1176 code for a protein of 312 amino acids. Gene Ontology annotation, molecular function: protein serine/threonine phosphatase activity. The record is from RefSeq and is a predicted model, not a curated record. Lineage: Eukaryota; Viridiplantae; Streptophyta; Magnoliopsida; Brassicales; Cleomaceae. The transcript has 4 exons.
UAACCUUCGAUAAGCGCACCCAUCAGAGAAUUCGAUUGGGAAAAAGAAAUUUAUAAAAUCGAGGAAAAAAGGGGAAAACUUUUUGGUUCAAAGAUCAAGGGAAGAUUUGAAAUUUUUCUUCUUUGGCUCCUGGUCGAUCGGGGGUUUUUUUUUUCUCUCUUUUUGGUCCGAAAAGAUUGAAACUUUGUAGAUAAUUUUGGGGAGGUGAGGUUCGAUUUCGAUAGGGUUCGUUCUUGAAUGGCACAACAAGGGCAGGGAAGCAUGGACCCUGCCGUUCUCGAUGACAUCAUCCGACGUCUGUUGGAUUACAGAAACCCUACGCCUGGGACGAAGCAGGCGAUGCUCGGCGAGUCUGAGAUCCGACAGCUUUGUGUCAUGUCCAGAGAAAUCUUUCUUCAACAGCCCAAUCUUCUUGAGCUCGAAGCUCCCAUCAAGAUCUGCGGUGAUAUUCAUGGCCAAUAUUCAGAUCUGCUGAGGCUUUUUGAGUACGGAGGCUUUCCUCCCACGGCAAACUAUUUAUUCUUGGGGGAUUAUGUGGACCGUGGCAAGCAGAGUUUGGAAACUAUAUGUCUUUUGCUCGCCUACAAGAUCAAAUACCCGGAAAAUUUCUUUCUUUUGAGGGGAAACCAUGAAUGUGCUUCCAUUAACAGAAUUUACGGGUUCUACGAUGAAUGUAAACGUAGAUUCAGCGUGAGGUUAUGGAAAACGUUUACUGAUUGUUUUAACUGUCUCCCUGUGGCUGCUGUCAUAGAUGAUAAGAUAUUAUGUAUGCAUGGUGGUCUUUCCCCCGACUUAACCAACGUGGAUCAGAUUAAGAACGUACAACGCCCGACUGAUGUUCCAGAUUCUGGUUUGCUCUGUGAUCUACUUUGGUCUGAUCCCAGCAAAGAUGUCAAAGGCUGGGGGAUGAAUGACCGUGGAGUCUCAUACACAUUUGGACCCGACAAAGUUGCUGAGUUUCUAAUAAAGAACGAUAUGGAUCUCAUCUGCCGUGCCCACCAGGUUGUAGAGGACGGGUAUGAAUUCUUUGCUGAUAGACAGCUUGUAACUAUAUUCUCUGCUCCCAACUACUGCGGUGAAUUCGACAAUGCUGGUGCAAUGAUGAGUGUUGAUGAAAGUUUAAUGUGCUCUUUCCAAAUUCUUAAGCCUGCGGAUCGGAGGCCACGGUUCUUAUGAAGAGCAGAGGAACUCUUGUCAAGAACUCGGCCGGAUUUUCUGAAGCUCCUCCAUGGGAGUUCUCUGGAGUUGCAAAGGCAACAAACCAUAUUUUUACUUGUUCUCAUCUUCUUAUAUGACAUUUCCAUUUGUUUUGUCAAACUGUUGUGUUCUAUGGGUUCUUGACUCUAGGCACUCAAAAGUCUGCAACAAGUUCUAUCAUUCUUUUCUCAAUUCGAGUCUUUCGCUUUGGUCUUCCUUUGAUGUUUUACAUGUCUGAGAUAAGAAUCCUCGUGUAUAUACAUUAUAUUCUGUAACUCACCACAACUUUACAUCACACAUACUCGGGGAAGCUUUCUUUGUUCA